UCAUUUAACAUGCUUGGAAACCUCAUGGUCUCGCGGGACUUGGUGGAUCCAGAAUCAAAAAAGGGGUCGGAGUUCUUCAAUGCUAUGAUCGGACUAAUGGAGUGGACGGGCCAUCCAAAUGUCGUGGACGUUUUUCCAUGGCUAAGAUGGCUCGAUCCACAGGGUUUGAGGAGGAGGAUGGACCGCGACCUUGGAAAUGCUCUGAGAAUCGCUUCAGGGAUAGCGAAGGAGCGGAUGGAAGAGCUGAGAGGUGGUAGAGAAAGGAAGGACUUCUUGGAUGUGUUGCUAGAAUACGAGGGGUAA
This is a messenger RNA of Ilex paraguariensis (yerba mate), 303 nucleotides long. NCBI's taxonomy places the organism in Eukaryota, Viridiplantae, Streptophyta, Magnoliopsida, Aquifoliales, Aquifoliaceae. The record is from the annotation of a GenBank genome assembly.